Molecule: messenger RNA, 306 nt
Organism: Aspergillus luchuensis
Lineage: Eukaryota; Fungi; Ascomycota; Eurotiomycetes; Eurotiales; Aspergillaceae
Exons: 1
Coding region: 1-306 (101 amino acids)
Source: RefSeq, a predicted model, not a curated record
AUGCAGUCGAUCAGCUUCGUCGCGAAGGGUCGAUCGCCGGAUUCCACAACCAUGGCUAAUGAAUCUUCAAUUGAAUUCCCACAGGGCGUCUACGAUCCAGUCAGGCGCGUCCAACUCCACCAGGUACCGUUGCAGGAAAUCAGGAACCUCUUCCCCGAAACCCCGGCCCUUACACUAGCAAGCGUCGGCAGCCAUCCCAGGCUAGGAAGUGGAAGAAAAAGUCUACUUAUCUCGGCUGGCGCUCAUCGUCCCGACAACUUUGGGACUUUGGCGGUUUGCAUCGACCCUGGUCGGCGGCGCCCGUGA